AAUGUCAACGAAUACAAUCAAAAUGUUACAAUAACGUAAUUUAGAUGUAGAAGUCUCAUGUUUUGAAGAUAAAUUACAAAUAUCCCCUUCGAAAUAAAACAAGGAAAAUUCACAUCAUAUUAAAGCAAAGACUUGUGAUAUGAGUGAUCUUAUUAAAAUGUUACAUAAAGUAGAAAUACAAAGUUCUUAAUAAGGAGGUAUUUAUAAUUUAUAGUUUUUCAUAAGACUAAAUUGAGAUAGAAUAAGAUAGUACUCCAAAGAAGUAAAUUCAGCAAGGAAAAACUUGUAGAUAUAUUCCCUUAAGGAGUGGAUAAAAAUAAACUUUAAUAGAGGAAUUCUAAUAUCUAGAAAUGGAAGAUGAAAACUAAGAGCCUUAAAAAGGUAGUGAUUAUAAAGAUUAAGGAAAUGUUUCUCUAAAGGAUAUCUAUAAGAUGCAUGUUUUUGGACAACCUUUAUAGAAUGAAUAAUUACAUUGGGAAUCAAAAAAUAUCUUCAGAUUUAAUGAUAAUACUCCUUAAAAAAGAAAUAUUCUAUAAGAUAUCAAUCCUUCAGUAUUGGAAACUUAUAAUAAUUUGAUCGAAUAUAGAGAAUAGUUUCAAAAUAAUUAGGAUUAUCAAUAUAGUCAUAGAAAAAUAAAUAAGGUACCAUUUAAAGUUUUGGAUGCUCCUCAAUUAUAAGAUGAUUUUUAUUUGAAUUUGAUAGAUUGGAGUUCAUAAAAUGUCUUAUCAGUAGCUUUAUAAUCAUGUGUUUAUUUGUGGUCUGCCUAUAAUAAUAGAGUGACUAAAUUUUGUGAUUUUGGUAAUAAUGAUGUAGUCUGUUCAUUGAUUUGGAAUCCAAUGGGUAAUCAAUUAGCAAUCGGCACUAAUUCUGGAGAGAUUCACAUAUAUGAUUAGGAAAAGAUGAAGAGGAUGUAGAUAAUAGAAGGACAUUCAGCAAGAGUGGGAUCAUUAGCAUGGAGUGGUCAUGUAUAUAUUUAAUAUAGAUUUUAGACUCUUUGUUCUGGUUCUAAAGAUAGAUCAAUAAUAUUACAUGAUCCAAGAUAGAAAAAAUAGACUGGUAAAUUUGAAGGACAUAAAUAAGAAGUUUGUGGUUUAAAAUGGUCACCAGAUGAAUAAUAAUUAGCCUCAGGUGGAAAUGAUAAUAAAUUAUUUGUUUGGAGAAUUGGUUCAUAGAUUCCAUUAGCUAAAUUUAGUCAACAUCAAGCAGCUGUUAAAGCUAUAGCUUGGUCACCUCAUAGACAUGGUUUAUUAUCAUCUGGUGGUGGUACUGCAGAUAGAACUAUUCGAUUCUUUAAUACCUUGACCACUUAAUAAUUAGAUUGGAUAGACACUGGUUCAUAAGUCUGUAAUUUGAUGUUCAGUAAAAAUGUCAAUGAAUUUGUCUCCACUCAUGGUUAUAGUAUGAAUUAGAUAGUCUGUUGGAAAUAUCCUACUUUAUAGAAAGUAUUUCAUUGUAUUAAUUAUAGGUCACUACUCUUAUGGGACAUACUUCAAGAGUUCUAUUUUUAGCUAUGUCACCAGAUGGAGAAACUAUUGUUACUGGUGCUGGUGAUGAAACCCUUAGAUUUUGGAAUGCAUUCCCAAAAAAAGAAGCAGCUUAACCAAUAAAUACUAUCUUAUUGCCUUAAAUGAUUAGAUGAA
Molecule: messenger RNA, 1640 nt
Organism: Paramecium pentaurelia
Lineage: Eukaryota; Ciliophora; Oligohymenophorea; Peniculida; Parameciidae
Source: the annotation of a GenBank genome assembly